AUGAACAAUGACAGAACAGCCAGAGCGAGAGAGUUGGAAACAUCAGAGCAGCGGCAAGGGAGAUUAUCUGCCCACAGAGAAAUAACCGCAAGAGCGCGACAAGAAGGGACACCAGAGCAGCGACAAGCAAGAAGGUCUGCUGACAGAGAAGGCACUGCACGAGCACGACAAGAAGAGACACCAGAUCAGCGACAAGAAAGACUCAGAGGUAAGAAGAAAUCAAAACCAACAGUUGAACGAUGGAAGAGGAGAGCUUUUAACUACGACCAAUCGAUGGAUUACAGCGGACAUGCUGAUGUACAGAUUGGGACAAUGUCCAAAGAGUGUCAGUAUUGCCAUGCCCUAAAAUGGGUUGGCGAAGCACCGGGAAUGUGUUGCUCAAAUGGGAAAGUCAAUCUGCCUCUUAUCACAAACAUCCCCGAUCCGCUCAAAUCUUUGCUUCUCUUAGAGAAUCACGAUUCAAAGCAAUUUGUUAAUAACAUCAGAAAAUACAACUCUGCAUUCCAGAUGACAAGCUUUGGAUGUGCAGAAAGAGUCUGUCUACCAGGAUUUAUGCCCACCUUUAAAGUACAAGGUCAGGUCUAUCAAAGAAUUGGUGCCAUGCAACCUCAGUCAGGAGAAAACCCAGAGUUUCUGCAGAUCUAUUUUAUGGGUGAUAAACAAGAACAAGCUGAGACACGAUGCAGAGCUGUGCCUGGUGUGAAGAUUGACAUUAUUUUGUCUCUUCAGGAGAUGCUCCACAACGUAAACAACUAUGCGGCGAGCUUCAAGACUGCCCUAGAGAAGAUGGACCUACCAGAGCACCGCAUAGUUAUUCGACCAGACAAAGCUCCAAUCAUGGAACAUCCAAGACGAUUUAACGCUCCACUGACAGAUAAAGUUGCUGUUCUCAUUGUUGGCCAACAAUUCAACAAGCGUGACAUAGUCCUGCAAAAGCGCAACGACCAGCUUCAACGAGUCGCCGAAACCCACAGAUCCUACGAUGCGCUUCAGUACCCGCUACUCUUCUGUCGCGGCGAAGAUGGAUAUAAUUUCGAACUGCGUGAAGUUGACGCAAAAACAGAUUUGCCUACCAACAAGAAAGUAUCCGCUAUGAACUUCUACGCCUACAGAAUCAUGGUGAGGACCAACAAUUUUAACCACCUACUUAGAACCAAAAACCUCUUCCAUCAGUUUUUAGUCGAUAUGUACGCUAAGAUUGAGGGAGAACGUCUCCGCUGCGUACGCCACAAUCAGAGUAAAUUACGAGUCGACGGCUACAUCCACCUAAAAGAUGCUCUCGUCCAGGAUAGCCAAGAUACUAACCUUGGACGAGCAGUCAUUCUUCCAUCUUCUUUCACUGGCGGUCCCAGGUACAUGCAUGAGAAGACUCAAGAUGCAAUGACGUAUGUCAGAAAGUACGGCCGUCCUGGUCUUUUUAUAACUUUUACAUGCAACCCCUCUUGGCCGGAAAUAAAAAAUGAGCUGAUGCGAGGACAAACAGCACAGAACAGACACGACCUUCUGGCCAGAGUCUUUCACCUGAAGUUUAAAAGCUAA
Messenger RNA from Corticium candelabrum, 1539 nucleotides. RefSeq lists its product as uncharacterized. The transcript has a single exon. The record is from RefSeq and is a predicted model, not a curated record. Bases 1 to 1539 code for a protein of 512 amino acids. NCBI's taxonomy places the organism in Eukaryota, Metazoa, Porifera, Homoscleromorpha, Homosclerophorida, Plakinidae.